UUCAUGUCUAGUAUACGAGGGAAAUUGAUCACCGUAAACUAAUAUACAAUUGUAUUAAAAAUACUUGCCGAUCGCGAUUUUUCGCGUACUCACAUCAACUGUCAGCAUGAUUCUUGAAUUGUUGCUUGUAAUAGGCGCUACUGCUAUUGCAGAAGCAGUUUCACAACAGCCUCUAGCAAAUCCUUGCCUGUAUAAUUUGCCGAUGCCGACUAAACCAGAUCCGGAAGAUUGUGUUGGUUAUUUUGGACUAUACAACGAUGAAUAUGUGCAGCAGUACUGUCCACCGGGUGCCAAGUAUAGCACAACUUUGGGUUGCUGUAUAACAGGGCGCUGUCCUCCUUGCAAUUGUGAAAAUACAGUAACAACAACUGCAAUUACAACACCUACAUAUUCUUCUACACCUAGGAAUGAAUGUGGCAGUACAGAAAGUGACUUAACCACUUCUAAUGCGACACAUAGUACAGAGUUCCAUGACACUACCAACGAGUCAGGGGAUGACUCAACUUUGGGUGAUAUCACUACUGAGUUUCCCAAGCAGUCCUCGACGGAUACCACUGCAAAUGAAAUGAAUACUUCUACUGAAACAGCAAACCGAUCCGAUGAAACUACUGAUCUAACAGAUGAAGUAGAUGUCACAACAACAUCGGUAGAGGUUACUAGUCAAGAAAUUUCGACAACUUCAAACCCAGCACAUGAGGUUACAGAAACACCACCAAAUAAUAGUGAUACGUCUAUUGACGAAAAUGUUUCCUCUAUUAAAACUACAUCAAUUACGUCAAUUGAGACAACAAAUGCAGUAUCCGAUCUCAGCACGUUUUCAUCCACUAAUGUCGACAGUUCCUCCAUAUCAACAGAGCUUUCGAGUGAAGCGUCGACCAUACCGUCUGAAACUACAAAUCGAGCGUCCGAUGGUACAGAGAUUACUACUCCACUACCAACCAGCACGGAGACUUCAGCAACUUCAAGUCCAAUGCCUAGCGAUACAACUUCAACAGAAAUCAAACCUACAACAUCUACUGAUACAACAAAAAUAAUUUCUGAUGAAACCACUGCUUCGACCAGCAGCGAAAAAUCCUCGUCAACAACUGAACUGACAAGGAGUACAACCGAAUCUACCACAACGGAAAUCACUACAUUAACGACCACUUCAACAACAGCCAAGACGACAACAGUGCCAGUUGAAAAAUCGUGUACCACCUUGCCGACAGGUACUUUUUUGCCAGAUCCGGAUCAUUGCAGUCGCUAUUAUGUUUGCAGCUAUGGCCAGGCAAUUAUUAUGCAUUGUCCUUCGCCACUUUGGUUCGAUAUAAAAUUGAAUGUGUGCAACUACCCAGAAAAUGUUUCAUGCCCUGCGAAUCGAGACUGAUUGUUACAGGAGUUACGCAUAUUGAAAGUUGCAAAUAUUCAGGUAAUAUUAUAAAAUUGAUUAAAUGUAUUCGAUUGUAUGCAGAUUUUUUUAUAAUAGAACGAAACAAGAUUAAUAUGGUGGGCUUUAUAAUAAUAAUUUAAUUAUUGUAAUAAAGGUGAAAUAUAAUCUCAAAUCUAAUGCGAA
Ceratitis capitata (Mediterranean fruit fly) is the source of this 1552-nucleotide messenger RNA. RefSeq names its product serine-rich adhesin for platelets. Bases 107 to 1366 code for a protein of 419 amino acids. Lineage: Eukaryota; Metazoa; Arthropoda; Insecta; Diptera; Tephritidae. Gene Ontology annotation, molecular function: chitin binding. The record is from RefSeq and is a predicted model, not a curated record. Gene Ontology annotation, cellular component: extracellular region. The transcript has a single exon.